CAACCUGUGCUGCGGUGCGCACGUCUCAGUGCAAAGCUACACGCGUACGAGCAAGCAUCUAGCAGUUUCUGAGCACAAAACACUUACGUACUAUACUUAACAUGAAUGAGUUAAUGACCAACAAGUUUUUCGCCAGUCUAGGUUUCGGAUAAGUUGUUGUGUUGAUGUGACUAUAUCGAAAACUGUUUUUAGUUCGUGUUGUUUAUUCUGUGAUAUUUAAGUUUGCCAAAUCUGGAUCUAAUAGUUAUAAUGCCCAGGCGGAAAAAUAGAAACAUGAGAGCCAAAAAGCAAAAUGUUAGGCGGUGUUACUGCAAGGGCCACUGUCCCAACGACGAGGAAUCCGGGACGUGCGAAGUCAAACCGGGCGGUAAAUGCUUUACUUCGGUCAGCGCCGACUAUGACAACGAUGGAAAGGAAGUACCCCUCUACCAGUAUGGUUGCUUUUCUGCCGAUGAGCGAGGACAUAUGCAAUGCAAGGGGCAUCUGGUGCCGCACGAGCAGAGCAAGUCGAUCCAGUGCUGCGACCACGCCGACCUGUGCAACCAGGACCUGAAACCCAUGUACUCGCAGAGACCGACGCCGAACACGCCGGAUUUCUCCGCCGAAAGCCUCCCCAUAGUGAUCCUGCUCGUCAGCGUGACCUUCUGCAUAUGCAUAAUCCUGGUGAUCGUCGCGCUCGUCUACCUCAAGUACCGACGGAAGGAGAUGCAGCGCAAGUGCAGCCUCUACAAGUACAGCGAGAAGUACCCCAACAUGGAGAUACACGGCCCUCUUAACGAUCUCAUCGAGCAGUCCUCGGGUUCGGGUUCUGGGUUGCCGCUGCUCGUGCAGCGCACGAUAUCCAAGCAGAUCGAGAUGAUCGCGUCGGUGGGCAAAGGGCGAUACGGGGAGGUUUGGCUGGCCAGGUGGCGCGGGGAAAGGGUCGCGGUGAAGGUGUUUUUCACCACCGAGGAGCAGUCGUGGUUCAGAGAGACGGAGAUAUACCAGACGGUGUUGAUGCGCCACGAUAACAUUCUCGGGUUCAUAGCGGCGGAUAUCAAGGGGACGGGGUCGUGGACGCAAAUGUUGCUUAUAACGGAUUAUCAUGAGAAUGGUUCUCUCUACGAUUAUCUGCAGAAUAACUGCCUCGAUCCCGCUUCGCUGCAUACGAUGACGUCCAGUAUCGCGAGCGGGUUGUGCCACUUGCACACGGAAAUCUUCGGGACCCGCGGGAAACCGGCAAUCGCGCACAGAGACAUAAAGAGCAAGAACAUUUUGGUGAAGCGCGACGGGGAGUGCUGCAUCGCGGAUUUCGGUCUGGCGGUGAAGUACCUGUCGGAUACGAGCGAGAUCGACGUGCCGCCGAACGCCAGGUCCGGCACGCGGCGCUACAUGGCCCCUGAACUCCUCGACAACACCAUAAACGUGCACAACUUCGAGGCGCACAAGAGCGCCGACAUGUACGCUUUCGGGCUGGUGCUGUGGGAGAUGGCGCGCCGGUGCGCGUCGGGGGACAAGCUGAAGUGCGCCGAGGAGUACCAGGUGCCGUACCACGACUGCGUGCCGAGCGACCCGAGCUUCGAGGAGAUGCAGCAGGCGGUGUGCGCGAAGAAGGUGCGGCCGCAGAUACCGGCGCGCUGGGAGGCGGAGGGCGUGCUGCUGACGCUGUCGAAGAUCAUGCAGGAGUGCUGGCACGGCACGCCGGCCGUCAGGCUGACGGCGCUCAGGGUGAAGAAGACGCUGGCCAAGCUCGACACCGACGCCUCGAUCAAGAUCGUGUAGAGAGACUUGUUGCGUGUUGUUUGACGUGGAAAGCUUUAAGUACGGCGGGUUGCCGGGUUGCGGGGGGCGGUGGCGAUUUUUUAGAGUUUCAACGUUCGGGUGGAAAUACUUUUAGUUUGUAUGUUUGCUGUUGGUACUUUGGUUUUACCUUGUAAAAAUGAUGCGGAAGUUUAAAGACUAUAACAGAAAUAACAAUUUUUUGUUCAUUAUAAUCUAAAUUGUGACAAACUUUCGCAGUUGCGGAACUUCCGCAUUUUAUUUCCUGUAAUAUUGGCGAUUUUAAAAGUAUUUUUUUAUCUCUUAUAUUUUUGGAAUGUCCAUUAAAUAAAAAUAAAAACUUUUAAAAUUUUUCACAAGGUAUACAAACUAGUGAUGCGGAUGCGGAAGUAUAAAUACUAUAACAAAAAUAAGAAUUUUUUGUUCAUUUUUAUUAAAUUGUGCAAAACUUUCUUAGUUAAGAAACUUUCGUAUUUUUUUACCUGUAAAAUUGGCGAUUUUAAUUUUUUUUAUGGAACAUCCCAUAUAUUUUUAGAAUGUCCAUUAAAUAUUAAUAUUAAUAACUUAACAAUAAAAGUCUCAAUUUUUCACAUGAUAUAUAAACUAGUGACUUGGAUGCGGAAGUAUAACUACUAUAACAAAAAUAACAAUGUUUUGUGCAUUUCUAUUUUUUUUAUUAAAUUGUGAAAAACUUUUGCAAUUGCGGAACUUCCGUAUUUUAUGCCCUGUAAAAUUGUCGAUUUUAAAAUUAAAAAUUUUAUUUUUUUUUUGGAACAUACCGUAAUUUUUUUGAAUAUCCAUGAAAUAAGUUUUAAAAGUCUCAAUUUUUCACAUGAUAUAAAAACUAGUGAUGCGGAUGCGAAACUAUAACUACCAUAACAAAAAUAACAAUGUUUUGUUCAUUUUUAUUUAUUUUUUCGUAUUUUAUACCCUGUAAAAUUGGCGAUUUUAAAAUUAAAAAUUUUAUUUUUUUUUGGAACAUGCCGUAAUUUUUUUUGAAUAUCCUUGAAAUAAAAAUAUAAAUUUUAAAAGUCUCAAUUUUUCACGUGAUAUAAAAACUACUGACGCGGAUGCGAAAGUAUAACAACUAUGAAAAAAAUAACAAUGUUUUAUUAUUUUUUUUAUUAAAUUAUGCAAAACUUUUGCAGUCGCGGAACUUCCGAAUUUUAUACCCUGUAAAAUUGGCGAUUUUAAAAUUAAAAAUUUUAAUUUUUUUUACAUCCCGUAUAUUUUUGAAAUGUCCAUCAAAUAAAACUAGUAUUGCGGAUGCGGAAGUAUAAAUACCAUAACAAAAAUUAGAAUUUUUAGUUAAUUUUUAUUAAAUUGUACAAAACUUUCGCAGUUGCUGAAAUUGGCGAUUUUAAAAUUAAAAAUUUUAUAUAUUUUUUAACAUACUGGAUGUUUUUAGAAUAUCCAUUAAAUAAAAAAAUUAACUUUUAAAAGUCUCCAUUUUUCGCAUGAAAUAAAAACCAGUGACGCGGAUGCGGAAGUAUAACUACUAUAGAAAAAUAAAAAUGUUUUGUGCAUUUUUAUUUUUUUUAUUAAAUUGUAAAAAACUUUUGCAGUUGCGGAACUUUCGCAUUUUAUACCCUGAAAAGUUGGCUAUUUUAAAAUAUUUUUUUUUAUUUUUUUGAAAUGCCCAUUAAAUAAAAAAACAUGGUUUUAAAAGUCUCAAUUUUUUACAUGAUAUAAAAACUAGUGAUGCGGAUGCGAAAGUAUAAAUACUAAAACAAAAAUAUCAAUUUUUAGUCCAUUUUAAUUUAUUUUUAUUAAUUGUACAAAACUUUGGCAGUUGCGGAACGAUUUUUUUAAUCCAUUGAAUAAAAAAAAUUAACUUUUAAAAAUAUCUAUUUUUCACAGGGUAUAAAAACUAGUGAUGCUUAUGCGGAAUUAUAAAUACUAUAAGAAAAAUAACAAUAUUUUGUCAAUUUUUAUUAAUUGUGCAAAAUUUUGCUGUUGUGGAACGAUUUAAAAAUAAAAUUUUUUAUUUUGUUUUUAAGGUACAUUCCGUAUAUUUUAAGAAUGUCCAUUAAAUAAAUAAAAAUUAACUUUUAAAAGUCUCCAUUUUUCACGGGGUGAUGCGGAUGCGGAAGUAUAAAUACCAUAACAAAAAUAAAAAAAUGUCCAUUUUUAUUUAUUUUUAAUAAGUUUAUAUUUAAAUUUAACCAAGUUAUAUUUAAUAAACAGUAAUUGGCAAAGAUAAAAUAUUCGUGUUCGCCAUUGUACCUACCAACAGCAAACAUACCAAAUAAAAAACUCAAGAAGGGUCAGUUAUUUUUCUCACCAAAUCUGACCAAACUUCGAAAUUCAAUGAAAUUUCCAAUGUCCCUAAUAAUUUGGCAACCCACUGUAAGAUUUGUACUUUUUAUCUUUGUAAAUAUGACAAACUACAGGGUGCACCAAUUAUCCUUCUAUGUAUGGGUAUAUUUUCUAUUUGAAAAUCUGCGCUUCCCAAAUAAUUUAAAAAAAAAAACUAAAAACUUUUCAAAAAGAAAAAUCGUGAUUUUUUAUUUUUUUUUUCGCCUACUAGAUUUUAAUUUACCUACCAGAAAAACCAUCUUUUGUUUUUCGUAAGACCGCCAUUUUGGAAUUUUACAUGAAUAGAAAAAAAUGGUGACGAUUAUAAAAACAAAAUAUAAGUAGCAAAGAAACUGGAUGAAAAUGUUGAUAAAGGAGUUAUCAACGAUUUUUUUUUUAAACAUUUUGAGAACUUUUUUUCUUAACUUUUUAAAUAAAAAAAUACCCAAAUGUAUACCUAACCAUAAAAGGAUACUUGGUGCGCCCAGUAUAUAAAUAAGUUGUAUAUAUAUAUGUAUGUAAACCGUUCACUUUAUUUUUUCAUGUUGCCAUUUCAUACGACAGUGCCAUUUUUUCGAAAUUGUUCGUGACAGUGUACUUCAUUAAUACUUAUACACUAAAAUCAUCUGUAAAUACCCAUUUUGAUGUACAAAUAUUUAUAUCCCACAAAAAUGAAGUUUACUGCUCAAAUGAGCCUGAAUAAUAACACUCGUUACACAUGCACUUAAUUUUUUGUUAAAGUUGCUCAAUUUUAGUGCAAUCACACCAACUGGGGUCGAAUUUUGACGUUUCACCUUCAAAGUUGUUGAAGGUUGAAAACCUCAAAAUUCAAACACCAUCCCAUCUGUUAUUUUACUACUCCAUGGCAAUUUCGUUAGAGUUCCUUUCUUAUUUUUCACUGUUUUAUUUUUUCAUAUUUUUACAUAUAGGCCGAGUGACUGUGUCAUGUGCAUUUAUAAAAAAAAAUGUAAAUAUUAUUUGUUUUUUAUUAUUGUUUAUGAAAGUUGCGAAUUUUGAAUGUGCAGUAACAAUUAAAAAAAAUACUGCAAGACUGAUAAAUGAAUGUUGUGUUUUGUGUAUAAAGUAAUUAUAUGUAAUAAAAAUAGUUUAUAGAAAAUAA
Molecule: messenger RNA, 5176 nt
Organism: Brassicogethes aeneus
Lineage: Eukaryota; Metazoa; Arthropoda; Insecta; Coleoptera; Nitidulidae
Source: the annotation of a GenBank genome assembly